Messenger RNA from Aspergillus brunneoviolaceus CBS 621.78, 945 nucleotides. RefSeq names its product tRNA splicing endonuclease subunit SEN34. Gene Ontology annotation, molecular function: tRNA-intron lyase activity; nucleic acid binding. Gene Ontology annotation, cellular component: tRNA-intron endonuclease complex. Gene Ontology annotation, biological process: tRNA-type intron splice site recognition and cleavage; tRNA splicing, via endonucleolytic cleavage and ligation. The record is from RefSeq and is a predicted model, not a curated record. Bases 1 to 945 code for a protein of 314 amino acids. NCBI's taxonomy places the organism in Eukaryota, Fungi, Ascomycota, Eurotiomycetes, Eurotiales, Aspergillaceae. The transcript is spliced from 2 exons.
AUGGAAUCAGACCCUCCCCUCCCCGUCCCGAUCUCGUAUAUCGCGGGUAGCUACUUUCUCUUCUCCAUUGAUGCCGUCACGUAUCUGAGACGCGAGCACCACAUCUGCGGCGUGCUCACCGGCACCCUGCCGCAGAUCCCCCAGCAGAAUGUGUUUCUGGGGUUGCCGCUGAAGCUGAUGCCCGAGGAGGCGCGGCUGCUGGUGGACAACGGUGUAGCAUGCAUUGUAGACGAGGUAAAAGCCCAGCGCGAGGGCAUGCGCGCCCUCCGCGAGGCCGACCGCCAGAAGUAUCGCCGCGAGCUAGAAUCCCAGGGCGCCCACGCCAUGCGGCUGCAGACCAACCGCAAAGAGCAGCAGCGCGAGGAGGCGCUGAAGCGGGUAGAAGCGAAGAAGACGGCCGCUAAGAAGAAGGCUGCUGCUGCUGCUGCUGCUGCCGCCGCCCCCGCAGCCCCAGAUACUGCUCCAGCUCCAGCUGAAGAUACCCUAAUGGCUGCCACCACCACCUCGAUACCAUCCACAUCCACGCCCACAACCACCACCAUCGCCCCCUACGGCACAACAAUGGGCAUCACCCCCGCCACCUCCCACCCACCACUCCCGUACACACCCUCACCCUCCUCCUCAACCGUGCUCCCCCCGCCCACCGUGCCCCCCUCCUACCCGCUGUUCGCCCACCUCCACGCAGAGGGGUACUACCUCUCGCCCGGCCUGCGCUUCGGGUGCCAGUACCUGGCGUACCCCGGCGACCCGCUGCGGUUCCACUCGCACUUCCUGGUGGUCGGGGCCGACUGGGACGAGGAGCUGGAUCUGAUGGCGGUCGUGGCCGGCGGACGGCUGGGCACGGGCGUCAAGAAGGGGUUUCUGAUCGGCGGGGCGGCGGAUGAGUCUGGUCUGGGGGAUGCGGGGAGUGUACGGACGUUCAGUGUGGAGUGGGCUGGGAUGUGA